Molecule: messenger RNA, 675 nt
Organism: Ixodes scapularis (black-legged tick)
Lineage: Eukaryota; Metazoa; Arthropoda; Arachnida; Ixodida; Ixodidae
Exons: 2
Source: RefSeq, a predicted model, not a curated record
AUGCAAAACAACGUCUUGGUUGAGGUUGAGGACUGGACCACAGCGCAACACCUUCGUCUCAGUACCUCCAAGAGUGGUGUGAUGCGUUUCACGAACAGUAAAAAACGCGACAAACCCUCUUACACUGCCGGAGGUGCUCCUCUUAAUAUUUCGGACCACCUGACUAUAUUGGGUGUCACCUUCUCGCGGAACUUGGACUUUUCCGCACACAUUGCAACUGUUGUUGCAACUGCCCGGAGGACUUUGGGUUUUGUUUCUCGAGUGACAAGGCCGAGUGGACCGGUGGCACUGCGCACACUUUAUACUGCCCUGGUCCUACCCUCGUUAGAAUACUGCUGCGCAGUGUGGUCGCCUCCUCAACAACACCUCCUCGACCGCCUAGAAAGUGUACAGCGUCGUGCAUCACGCAUCAUCUGUGCUCGGAUCUCAGGCCAUGCUGAUAUAUCGUACCCCGCGAGGUUGAAGGUCCUUGGCUGGCGUCCUCUCGACCAGAGGCGAAGAAUUUCGCGGGUCCGAGUGUUGUGCCAUCUGCUCGACGGGUCACUUCCUGGCAACAGACUGUCCGCCCUCGUACGUGUCAGCAAAAGGACCGGGCAGCCUCAACCACUCCGUGGCAGGACUCUGCGACACAGUGAAUCACUGUUGCCUGCGGCUAUCAGGGACUUUUUGUCCAUG